This is a messenger RNA of Rotaria sp. Silwood1, 1279 nucleotides long. The record is from the annotation of a GenBank genome assembly. Lineage: Eukaryota; Metazoa; Rotifera; Eurotatoria; Philodinida; Philodinidae.
AUGAAUUUAUUGAAUAUUGUUAAACAUAUUCUUCACUUGACUGAAAAUGAAUAUGAUUCAGAAAAUUCUCCAACAACAACGGAUGAAAUUUUUGCUGCAGAACGGUUAUUCGAAGUUUUAAAAUCUAUAAAUGUCAGCUACUUCACUGAACUCGAUCACUGUUCAUUUCAACAAGAAUAUAUUCCACCAAGAACUCUUUCUUGUACUGGUGAAAGAACAACUGAAGUAGUUGUUAAAAAGAAAUAUAAUAUCACACAUUCUUAUACAAUUCAACCGGUAACAUCAGCUAACGGUCUUUUAUUAGCCAAGUUUUUACUUAUACUUCAAGAAAAAGAAAACACACUAGGUAAAAGAGUACAAAAAAAUUUAAUAAUACCACCAAAUGUUGUAGUAAGAGCUUCAAAAUCAGGAAAAAGCAAUGACGAAAAUCAUCAUGUCUUUUUAAAUGAAGUUCUACGUCCAUUUGUUGAUAAAAAAUUUCUUCUUUUCCUUGAUGCUUGGAAAACUCAAGCUGAUCUAACAAAAUUUAGAGCAGUAUUUCCUCAUCAAGACAGUCAAUUAUUGAUUUUCCCUGAAGGAUCGACCGGUUAUAUUCAACCAGAGGACCUUCCCUUAUUUCGAUCAUGGCGAUUUAUUCAUGAAAAAAUCGCACAUUAUACUCAUAUUAACCGAGCAGAAACAACUAUAAGUGAUCGUCAAUAUUUUAUCAACAUACAUUCUGUUAUUCAUAAUCAAUUAUCAGCUCCACCAUUUAAAAAUCUCAUUAAGAGUGGAUUCAUACAAGCUCAAAUAACAAAUGAAACAAUUGGACAGAUUGAAAAACCAAAAGACAUUUGUUUCAAGUAUUAUGAUCUGUAUUGUUCAAUUAUCAAUUGUAGUGAACGAACACUAUUAAUGUGCGCUUGGUGCAAAAAAGCUCUAUGCUACUAUCAUCUGAUUGAAGAUCUACAUCUGCACUUGUAGUACCUUUUCUGAAAUAUUAUAUUGUAUAAUAUAUUGUUAUCAAUUGAAAAAAAAACGAAGCUAUCUAUGAGUUAAAAAUUCUGAUAGCGGCUCACUGAUCUUUAUCUAUAUUAAUAUUACUUAAACUUCAGACGAUACUAAAAUUAAUGUGAUCUUAAUGCAAUUGAUAAAUUCCAGAAACAUUCUUACAGCUUACUAUUAAAAUACUCAUUUGAUUCCACAAAACUAAUAUAAAUAAUUAUAAUGUUUCUAUUAUAUGCUCAGAUUGCUAGAAUCGUAAAAAUCGAUUAUCUCCCUGUAGACAAACCAAGGGCCG